Molecule: messenger RNA, 294 nt
Organism: Dichomitus squalens LYAD-421 SS1
Lineage: Eukaryota; Fungi; Basidiomycota; Agaricomycetes; Polyporales; Polyporaceae
Exons: 6
Coding region: 1-294 (97 amino acids)
Source: RefSeq, a predicted model, not a curated record
AUGGCUCUCCUGCUGAAUUCCUCCGCUUCUCCCUGCAUGAACCCCUCGAGCGGUCCUAUUCCCGACGGCCAGCCACUUGAGACCACCAUCGGAGCCCUCCUUAUCGGCACGUUCCUUGGCCUCGUGCUGUUUGGCAUUGCUGCACAUCAAGCGUGGCGCUACUUCAUUUUCGGGACCGAUACAAAGCUGCUGCGGGGUUGGGUGUCGUCGAUCAUGUCUGGCAACAUGCUCGGGAUAUUUACGGGUUUGAUCAUUGUCUUAUGCCAGAGGUACAGCCACCAGAAUUUCGUAUAA